AUGGUCGGCUCAAUUGUCCGCCACCUCUUCUCCCCAGCGACACGGCGACCGCUCACCACGCCAUUCACCUCCGCCGUCCUCAAACCCUCACGAUUCACACCAAUCUUCCGCUCCGCAUCACCAUCAGCAGCCUUCUCAACAACACCAGCCCGCAGCGCAACGCUGAACCAAGUCCUGCGCGGCAUUCGAAAAGGCAAACGCGCACGCCACGCCGUCUCCCCAGCCCUCUCAAACACCAAUUGCCCUGCGCUGAAGGGCGUAUGUCUCCGCGUGGGUGUCGUGCGGCCGAAGAAACCUAACUCUGGCGAGAGAAAGACUGCUCGUGUGAAGCUUUCGUCCGGGGCGGUGGUGACGGCGUAUAUUCCCGGUGAGGGACAUAAUAUCCAGCAGCAUAGUGUGGUUCUUGUUAGGGGUGGUAGAGCGCAGGAUUGUCCGGGUGUGAGAUAUCACCUUGUGAGGGGGGCUUUGGAUCUGGGUGGUGUUGCGAAUCGAACUACGAGUCGAAGCAAGUAUGGUACGAAGAAGCCCAAGAAGGCUACUGUUGGUUAG
This is a messenger RNA of Pochonia chlamydosporia 170, 549 nucleotides long. Its product is annotated as 37S ribosomal protein S12. Gene Ontology annotation, biological process: translation. Gene Ontology annotation, cellular component: small ribosomal subunit; ribosome. The record is from RefSeq and is a predicted model, not a curated record. Gene Ontology annotation, molecular function: structural constituent of ribosome. NCBI's taxonomy places the organism in Eukaryota, Fungi, Ascomycota, Sordariomycetes, Hypocreales, Clavicipitaceae. Bases 1 to 549 code for a protein of 182 amino acids. The transcript has 2 exons.